AUGGCGAAUCCGGCAGAUCGCCCCGGCACCAGCGAGACGAACCAGCAUGUACUGGGAAUUCCUCGACCCCCAUCGGUGGGAGGGAUUUCUUCUCGAGUCACUGAUAUUGCCUCAGAAGACGGAGAACAGUCGCCAUCCUACGCGUCGCCACCACCGUCACAACACCAGUCGCGCCCCUCAGCAUCGAGACGUGGGCCUCCUCCCACCAGAAACUCUGUGACUAGCAGACCUGGGAGCUCGGGUAGUCGUUUGAGUCGGACUCAUAUCCCCACAUUGACUGCCCAGGCUUUCUUCCGCCCGAUGAGCUCGCAGCGACUACAGGCACACCGAGGAGCGCGACCAAUGACCAAGGGGACCGUCUCCUCGACCGAUGAGUGGACUGAUCCCAAUAGCCACAAUCGCCGGAGCAUCAUCUCAAACAGCACGGCCCCGCAAGGAUCUCUCCCGACAGUGGAACAAGAUGCUCCGCCCUCUCGAGGCACAGAGUUCACAGACCCUAUCAUUCCGGACCGGAAUACCUCCAAUGCUAGUCCCACAGGUAAUACAACAAUUAGAAGUCUAGGCGAGAGUGUGAGACUGCUCCGAGAUCGAGAUCAAAGAACCAAACCGCACCCCGGUCAUCUCAACCUCAAUCCGACCUACAAUGCGCAAAACACGCAGGAUACACCCCCGAAAUCCCCGCUUUCCUUCCUGUCAUUGCAAAACAAGGGAGGUGCGCACAACAAUCAUGAUGCUCGGGGCCAUGAGCGUCUCUCGUCAGCAGGAUCAUCUCCGGGACCCAUGGAUGUGAAGAAACAGCGAUUUCCUCGGGGCGCCCUUGGCAAGAACUGGGAAUACUUCACUGGCAACACAUUCUUCUGCUUUGGAGGACGAUUCCAGAACUCCAGAGACAAACCCAUCAACAUCAUUACUGGACUCUUGGUGGUUAUUCCCUCCGCCCUUUUCUUUGCGUUUUCCGCUCCUUGGUUGUGGCAUAAUAUCUCUCCGGCUAUUCCCGUCGUCUUCGCGUACGUCUUCUACAUCUGCUUCUCGUCAUUUGUGCAUGCUUCGGUCGUCGAUCCAGGCAUCAUGCCUCGCAAUGUUCACUCUAUGCCUCCUACAAACCCAACAGAUGACCCCUUGGCACUGGGCCCACCAACUAACGACUGGGUUAUGGUCAAGCUCGCUACGUCCGAAGUCGCUGCAAUGGAUGUGCCUGUCAAGUAUUGCAAAACUUGCAGCAUCUGGCGGCCUCCUCGUUGCUAUCACUGCCGUGUUUGCGAUAACUGUGUCGAAACACUUGACCACCACUGUGUGUGGCUCAACAACUGUGUUGGACGCCGCAACUACCGCUAUUUCUUCGCCUUUGUCAGCUCCUGCACAAUUCUGGCCCUGUUUUUAAUCGGUGCUAGUCUUGCGCAUAUCUUGGCCUACAUGUCGCUCGAAGGUGUUUCUUUUGGAUCUGCGAUUUCCAAAUGGCGAGUGCCUUGGGCUAUGGUUAUCUAUGGUAUCGUCGCAGUGCCAUACCCGACGUCCCUGUGGGCAUACCACCUUUUCCUGGUUGGGCGCGGUGAAACGACGAGAGAAUAUCUCAAUUCCCACAAGUUUGCCAAAUCCGACCGCCACCGACCCUUCACUCAGGGCAACGUCAUCAGGAACUGGAUUGCCGUCCUAGGUCGCCCUAGGCCACCUACCUACAUGGAAUUCAAGAAUCCCUACGAAGAAGGAGACCAGCGUUUGGCCAUGCAAAAGCGCAAAUAUCUCCCUCGAGAUGUCGAGUCACAGGCAGGUAUUGAGAUGCAAAACGUUAGACCUCCUCAAUAG
Penicillium argentinense is the source of this 1803-nucleotide messenger RNA. It is a transcript of the gene erf2, whose product is annotated as palmitoyltransferase ERF2. Gene Ontology annotation, biological process: peptidyl-L-cysteine S-palmitoylation; protein targeting to membrane. The transcript has a single exon. Gene Ontology annotation, cellular component: Golgi apparatus; endoplasmic reticulum. The record is from RefSeq and is a predicted model, not a curated record. NCBI's taxonomy places the organism in Eukaryota, Fungi, Ascomycota, Eurotiomycetes, Eurotiales, Aspergillaceae. Bases 1 to 1803 code for a protein of 600 amino acids. Gene Ontology annotation, molecular function: protein-cysteine S-palmitoyltransferase activity.